Molecule: messenger RNA, 2160 nt
Organism: Glycine soja
Lineage: Eukaryota; Viridiplantae; Streptophyta; Magnoliopsida; Fabales; Fabaceae
Product: serine/threonine-protein kinase-like protein At3g51990
Exons: 1
Coding region: 254-1768 (504 amino acids)
Biological process (GO): protein phosphorylation
Cellular component (GO): plasma membrane
Molecular function (GO): protein kinase activity; ATP binding
Source: RefSeq, a predicted model, not a curated record
CCUCCAAGACACACACAGCAUUUAAUUUUUAUAAAGAAUGAAACGGAUGCACAUUUUUGCAAUCCCAUAAAAAAUCGUUUUUUUGAUACUGAUUUCUAACACUCUGAAGCACAUUUCAUCUGUGGUCCAAACACAAAAUCUUUUGUUUGCCCUGCUUUUGUUUUGUUUUGUUCCAUUCCAUCCAUUCACCUUGUUCUAUGUUCAUCUCCAGCACCCCUUGAUUCAUUCAUUCAAAAGCCACAAACUUGAAUUGAUGAUGGGGUACCUCUACCUUUCUUGCAGAGCCGAAUCCGCUGUCUCAACCUCCAAUUCGGUGUCCUCUUCCAAAGAGAAAAGCAGCAGCAUCAAGAUCCAAGAGUUUCUGUACAGUGACCUCGAAGCUGCCACCAAUGGCUUCUCCGACCGCAAGCUCCUCGGCAAAGGGAGCCACGGCUACGUCUACAAGGCCGUCGUUCGCGGCCGUCCCGUGGCGGUGAAACGUCCAUCGCGGCCACAGCAUCAUCAUAACAAUGUUCCCCAACGACCUGUCUCUUGUUCUUCUUCCUCUGCACCCUCCGAGGUCGACAACGAGAUCGACAUCUUGUCCAAAAUCCAGAGCCCCAGGUUGGUCAAUCUGGUCGGGUUCACCAAUGAUUCAAGAGACAGGCUUUUGGUGGUUGAGUUCAUGAGCAAUGGCACCCUCUACGAUGUUCUUCAUUCCUCUCCAAGGCCUCCCAACUGGGGUAGGAGGAUUCGUUUGGCUUUGCAGACUGCAAAAGCUAUUGACACUCUUCACUCCUCAACCCCUCCUGUGAUUCACCGUGAUAUCAAGUCUGCUAAUGUUCUCAUCGACCGCAGCUACAAUGCAAGGUUAGGUGAUUUUGGUUUGGCCUUAAGAGGCCAUGUUGAUGAUUACAGACUCAGGUCUACUCCUCCUGCUGGCACCAUGGGCUAUCUUGAUCCUUGUUAUGUCACUCCUGAUAAUUUAAGCACCAAAACUGAUGUUUUUAGUUUUGGGAUUUUGUUGUUGGAGAUUAUAAGUGGAAGGAAGGCUAUUGAUAUCACUUAUUCACCUCCUUCCAUUGUGGAUUGGGCUAUUCCUCUUAUUAAGAAAGGGAAAUUGUUGGCUGUUUAUGAUCCUAGAAUAGCACCCCCCAAGGAUCCGAUUGUGAGGAAGCAGUUGGCUGUGAUUGCUGCCAAGUGUGUGAGGUCUUGUAGGGAGAGAAGGCCCUCUAUGAAGGAGGUUGUUACUUGGCUUUGUGGGUUGUGUAAAUUGGUGCCUCUUCAUUCGUGGAAUGGUUUUAACAACCCUUGCAUGAUGGUUGAGAUUGCAGGGCGCCCGGUGGAAGCGGCGGCAGCGGCAAGGAAUUAUGGUCAAUUCAGUUCUAGGCUGGAAGGUGUGGAGGAAGGAAAGUUUGAUGCUUUGGAUGGCAGGUUGUCAAAGUCUGCAAUGAGGUAUUCUAGGAGGGUGUACUCUGAUUUGGGGUUCAGCAGCAACUUGAUGGACUUGAUGGCUACCACUGAGGAGCCUGAAUUUCUUAGAGAUGCGGAUGGGGUGGAACAUAGUUCUAAGUCAGCUGAACAAGUUUCUGGUAGCUCCAGCAGGUUUGGGAGUGGAAGAUAUUCCAUAAGAGGGAGGAAUCUGUACCGGCCUUGUUGGAGCGACAAGGAUGCAUUAGGCUUGAGUAAAGGCCAGAUUUUAGGUCAGAGUGAGACUACUUCGAAACAGGAUGGGGUUUCUGGUUCCAAUUCGAAGAAUUUGAAUUCUGUUGCUGCCGAGGUUAUCUAGUUUGAAUUUAAUUGCCGAGACAUUUAAUUGGAGUGAUGAUGCCUAGGCUUGUGAGCUUUCCUUGCUUGCAAAUUGUGUAGAUUUGUUGUUGGUUCAUUAUUUGUGGAUUUCAGAUUCAUUUUUAGUAGGUUUUUGGAUUGAAGGGCACAUUCCUGAUGUCCCCUUAACGUUGUUCAAAAAGCUUUGCCUAAAGAUUUUGUUUCCCCCUCAAAAACAAAUGCAAAAGCCAUUGUAUGAAUGAUUCAAGAAAAAUUCUAAAAACUAAUACAUGAAGCUGCCGCAGAAAAAUUGUAAAAAAAAUCUACCAUUGCUUGUUGGUUGAAUAAACUGUUUGUAUGUAGCUCAAAUAAAAUUUUCAAUACCAGCACUGUUGUGGUCCUUCUUUUUUGCAA